Molecule: messenger RNA, 2145 nt
Organism: Neoarius graeffei (lesser salmon catfish)
Lineage: Eukaryota; Metazoa; Chordata; Actinopteri; Siluriformes; Ariidae
Gene: rad23ab
Product: RAD23 homolog A, nucleotide excision repair protein b
Exons: 10
Coding region: 112-1581 (489 amino acids)
Biological process (GO): nucleotide-excision repair; proteasome-mediated ubiquitin-dependent protein catabolic process
Cellular component (GO): cytosol; nucleoplasm
Molecular function (GO): proteasome binding; ubiquitin binding; damaged DNA binding
Source: RefSeq, a predicted model, not a curated record
GUUUCUCACACACUGAAGAAAGCUGAGUCACAUCUAAAUGCCGCUGCUGCUAACGCUAACAGCGAAGGAGACGGGAUUUCUGUGUUUAUUGCUUCUCGCUAUUAUUGAACCAUGUUGACGAUUACGCUGAAAACUCUACAACAACAAACCUUUAAGAUACAAAUGGACGAAGAGCUGACGGUACGUGCUCUUAAAGAGAAGAUUGAAUCUGAAAAGGGCCAGGAUGCUUAUCCCAUAGCUGGACAGAAGCUCAUCUAUGCAGGGAAAAUCUUGAAUGAUGACAUACCUUUAAAAGAAUACAAAAUAGAGGAGAAGAACUUUGUUGUGGUCAUGGUAACUAAGCCGAAACCAGCAGCUCCUCCUGUGGUUGCUAUUCCUCUCCCUGACCUUUCACUUCAGUCCCUUUCUAUACCUGCUCCCCCUCCAUCUGCCCCAGCAGCUCCUGAACCCACCCCAACCUCCACAUCCACCUCUGUAACUGCUGCUGUACCCACUCCUACAACUGCCCCUGCACCCAUCACCCCUGCAUCUGCGCCUGCACCCACCAUCACCCCUGCGUCGGCCCCUGCACCCACCAUCGCCCCUGCAUCGGCCCCUGCACCCACUAUCACCUCUGCAUCUGCCCCUGCACCCACUAUCACCCCUGCAUCUGCCCCUGAACCCACUAUCACCCCUGCAUCUGCCCCAGCACCUACACCCACACCUGCCCUUGUUGAACCACUACAGUCUGUGGAGCCUCCUGCUCCUCCAGCCACAGUGCCCCCUGCUGCUGCCCCUGCUGCCAGUGUGGAGUCAGUGGAGACGGAGAGUGCAAGUGCUCAGGCUACAUCUGCAGAUCAGCCGCAGAGAGCCGAACCAGAGCAGCCAUCAAACCCCACUGCAGCUCUCUCAGCUGCCAGCAUUAUGGAUGAACUGGGCCUUUUGGAAGAAGCAGCAUCAAUACUUGUCACAGGACAGGCAUAUGAGAAUUUGGUGACCGAGAUCAUGUCCAUGGGAUAUGAGAGGGAGCAGGUUGUCGCCGCCUUGAGAGCGAGCUACAACAAUCCUGACCGAGCGGUGGAAUACCUGCUCAUGGGUAUUCCUGCUGAACCAGAGCAGCCUGCACAGGAAGCAGUGCGACCGGCCGCAGAAACCGAGAGACCUCAACCUCCACCAGCAGCCACUGGUGCUACGCCCUCCCAGGCCCCGCCCACUUCAGGUAACCCCCUGGAGUUCCUGAGGAACCAGCCUCAGUUCCAACAAAUGCGUCAGAUCAUCCAGCAGAACCCGGCGCUCCUCCCUGCCCUGCUGCAGCAACUGGGCCGGGAUAACCCUCAGCUCCUGCAGCAAAUCACGCAGCACCAGGAGCGAUUUGUGCAGAUGCUUAAUGAGCCGCUGGGAGGAGAAGCGGAGGCAGCAGAAGCACAGGGAGCUCCACACACUAACUACAUCCAGGUCACACAGCAGGAGAAAGAGGCCAUCGAGCGGUUAAAAGCUUUGGGUUUCCCUGAGGGACUAGUCAUUCAGGCUUAUUUCGCCUGUGAAAAAAACGAGAACCUAGCAGCCAACUUCCUGCUCCAGCAGACCUUCGACGACGAGUGAAUGUGUAACAUGGACUGAAACCCUAGGGGGCGAUGGAGAGCCUGAGAGUGCUAGUUUGUGUAGUGUGCGCUUGUGGCAGAGUUUGAGAGAUUUUAAAUGCGAUUGCGAGUACAUUACGUUGGAGUGAAAAGCCAUUUUGUGAAUUACUCUAAUAUCAGAGAUCAGAUUUCUGCCUGUAUUAGAUUAUUUCACUUAGACAGUAGGCUGUGUCUCUGCUGCUGCUGAUCUUGCCGAGCGUGCCGUGUGAAUUUGCAGGUUUUUAUCUCUGCUCUAAGUUAUUGCAGUUAAAUUCUGCCAAGACCCAUCAUGUCCUUACAGUAUGUGUGGCACAUGGUCUUGCUUUUUUGUUUAUAAUUUUCACAAAUGCUCUAUAAUCUGUAGUCAGAAAAUGGGAUGUACCAUUCUUUAAAGAACUGAAUUUUAUGACUUUGACUUGGAAAUAACACAGUACUACCACACGUCCAACGAAUAGACAACAAAUAAUAUUGAAACAAUUCUCUCGCCAAACGUCUUGACAGUGUUUGGUGUCUUAUCAAGGCACUUGAAUAAAUGGGGAUGCCAAAA